CGUGACAAUAGUGAUACUGUAUUAUUUUAAGAAUUUUAAGUUUUCCAUGUGUAUUAAUAUCAGCUCACCCCAAAAUUUAAUCCCAGCCCACUCUAAAAUUUAUUCCCAACCCACAGCGCAGCCCAGACCAAUGAACUAACCUGCGCACAGAGAAGAAAGAAGCGAAGAACGAAGAUUGAGGCAGAGCGUGCGACGAAGAAGGCGAGAACGGAGAACCUGUGAGCUGCGACGAAGACGAGAACACCAAGCCACCAGCCACCAGCCACCAGCCACGCCUUGUUCCGCCGUACACUCCGUGCUUCCGUUUUCCAGCGUCCUUCGACUCCUUUCUCUCUGGCUCUGCCUACAGCUCUGGCGCAGCUAAAGCAUGCCUAAGGUGAAGACAAACCGUGUCAAGUACCCAGAAGGAUGGGAACUGAUCGAGCCUACUCUUCUUGAGCUACAAGCUAAGAUGAGAGAAGCUGAGAAUGAUCCGCAUGAUGGGAAAAGGAAGUGUGAGGGUUUAUGGCCCAUCUUUAAAAUUUCUCAUCAGAAGAGUCGCUACAUCUUUGACCUCUAUUACAGAAGGAAAGAAAUUUCUAAGGAAUUGUAUGAGUUUUGCUUGGAUCAGGGUUAUGCAGACCGCAACUUAAUUGCCAAGUGGAAAAAGCCAGGGUAUGAACGCCUAUGCUGUUUGAGGUGUAUCCAACCUCGGGAUCACAACUAUCAGACCACUUGUGUGUGUCGGGUUCCUAAACAUCUUAGGGAAGAGGAGGUCAUAGAAUGUGUCCAUUGUGGCUGCAAAGGGUGUGCGAGCGGAGAUUAAUGUCUUAUUCCUGCUAUUUAUAAGUAUGACUAUGGGGGCUUAUAUGAUGAUGCACUAAUUAAUUAGCCAUAUGUGAAAUUGGUUUUGUGCUACCUUCCCUUUUCGUUCUUUCUUGUAUUCAACAAGCAUUAUUAUGGCUUGAAGAUAAAUCACUAGUCUUGUCAGAUUAACAGAGAUUUUAUGAUGAAAUUAUAUGUAUACGUAUAUAUAGACUUGUCCGCGCUCCGAACUAGAACCGAAACCAGAACCGCAC
Molecule: messenger RNA, 1058 nt
Organism: Cuscuta europaea
Lineage: Eukaryota; Viridiplantae; Streptophyta; Magnoliopsida; Solanales; Convolvulaceae
Source: the annotation of a GenBank genome assembly